AUGGCCGACGACCUCUUUGCCUCGUUCUCCAAACCGCCACCACCACCCGCCGCCUCGUCGUCCAACCCCAAGCGCAACCCGGUCGCCUCCUCCUCCAAGCUCGACACGGCCUCCACCACCCCGUCCACCUCCCGCAUAGCAACGACCGCACCAGCAGGCACCAAGCGCCAGCUCUCGCCCCAGGACGGCGACGCGCCCAAGAAGCCCCGCACCUCGGACGCCAACGACGACAACGCCCCUGCCCCUCUCGCCGACGAGCACACGAGCACCGCCCGAGUCGGCGACGCCUUCACCGCCACCGACGAGCUCGAGACGACCGUCACCCAGACCAUCAAGCCCUCGGCCGGCCUCGCCGCUGGCGCCGGCUCCGAGGAGGGCCUCGUCCUGCAGCACCAGGUCCGGCACCAGGUCGCCCUCCCGCCCAACUACCCUUACGUCCCCAUCUCGUCGCACGUCGCCCCCGCCGAGCCCGCACGCGUGUACCCGUUCGAGCUCGACCCGUUCCAGAAGGUGUCGGUCGCGAGCAUCCAGCGCAACGAGUCGGUCCUCGUGUCGGCCCACACGUCGGCGGGCAAGACGGUCGUCGCCGAGUACGCCAUCGCCCAGUGCCUCAAGCAGGGACAGCGCGUCGUCUACACGUCGCCGAUCAAGGCCCUGUCGAACCAGAAGUACCGCGAGAUGCUCGCCGAGUUUGGCGACGUCGGCCUCAUGACGGGCGACGUGACGAUCAACCCGACCGCGUCGUGUCUCGUCAUGACCACCGAGAUUCUGCGCUCGAUGCUGUACCGCGGUUCCGAGAUCAUGCGCGAGGUCGCCUGGGUCGUGUUUGACGAGAUUCACUACAUGCGCGACAAGGAGCGCGGCGUCGUGUGGGAGGAGACGAUCAUCCUCUUGCCGCACAAGGUCCGCUACGUCUUCCUGUCGGCGACGAUCCCCAACGCCAUGGAGUUUGCCGAGUGGAUCUGCACGAUCCACCAGCAGCCGUGCCACGUCGUCUACACCGACUACCGCCCGACCCCGCUCCAGCACUACCUGUUCCCGGCCGGCGCCGACGGCAUCCACCUCGUCGUCGACGAGAAGGGCAACUUUCGCGAGGACAACUUUGCAAAGGCCAUGGGCGCCUUGGGCGGCGACACCAAGGGCGAGGACCCGGCGAGCGCGACGGGCGGAAAGGGCCGCAAGGGCAAGACGAAGAAGGGCGGGCCAAAGGGCCCGUCCGACAUUUACAAGAUCGUCAAGAUGAUCAUGGUCAAGAACUACAACCCCGUCAUCGUCUUUGCGUUUUCGAAGCGCGAGUGCGAGGGGCUCGCGCUCCAGAUGUCCAAGCUCGAGUUCAACACGGACGACGAGCGCGACAUGGUCGACACCGUGUUCAACAACGCCAUCUCGAGCCUGUCCGAGGACGACCGCCAGCUGCCCCAGAUCGAGCACAUCCUCCCCCUGCUCAAGCGCGGCAUCGGCAUCCACCACGGCGGCCUGUUGCCCAUCCUCAAGGAGGUCAUCGAGAUCCUGUUCCAGGAGGGCCUCCUCAAGGUCCUGUUUGCGACCGAGACGUUCUCGAUCGGCCUCAACAUGCCCGCAAAGACGGUCGUCUUUACCUCGGUGCGCAAGUUUGACGGGCGCGACUUCCGCAACCUGUCGGGCGGCGAGUACAUCCAGAUGUCGGGUCGCGCGGGACGACGCGGCCUCGACGACCGCGGCAUCGUCAUCAUGAUGACGGACGAGAAGCUCGAGCCGGCGGCGGCCAAGGGCAUGGUCAAGGGCCAGGCCGACCGCCUCGACUCGGCGUUCCACCUCGGGUACAACAUGAUCCUCAACCUCAUGCGCGUCGAGGGCCUCACGCCCGAGUACAUGCUCGAGCGCUCGUUCUACCAGUUCCAGAACACGGCGUCGGUGCCCAAGCUCGAGGACGAGCUGCGCCAGCUCGACGAGCAGCGCGCCGCCAUCGUCAUCCCGGACGAGGACAACAUUGCCGACUACUACGACCUCAGGCAGCAGCUCGACAUCCUCAACCGCGACCUGCGCGACGUCCUCAACCACCCGACGUACGCCCUCCCGUUCCUCCAACCGGGUCGCCUCGUGCGCGUCAAGCACGACGACCUCGACUUUGGCUGGGGCGUCGUCGUCAACUACCAGAAGCGCGUCGGCGCAAAGGGCAAGCCCCUCGCGGCCGACGAACCGCCCCAGAAUCAGUACAUCGUCGACGUCCUCCUCCACGUCGCGCGCGGGACCGCACCCGCCGCCGCGUCCGUCACGGGCAAGAACAAGCUCGCGUCGCCGGGUAACGCCAUGAGCACGAUCCGGCCCUGCCCGACGACGACGACCGGCGCGGGCGCGACCGCCGACGAGGGCGAGUUUGCCGUCGUGCCCGUCCUCCUGUCGACGCUCGACGGCAUCUCGCACAUCCGCAUCUUUCUCGCAAAGGACCUCAAGCCCGUCGAGGCGCGCAACCAGGCCCUCAAGAGCGUCAAGGAGGUCAAGCGCAGGUUCCCGAGCGGCAUCGCCCUCCUCGACCCGGUCGAGAACAUGGGCAUCGUCGACGAGGCGUUCAAGAAGCUGCUCAGGAAGAUCGAGAUCCUCGAGUCGCGCCUCGUGUCGAACCCGCUGCACACCGACCCGGCGCUCCCGUCCCUGUACGACCAGUACGCGGCCAAGGAGGCCCUCAAGCUCAAGAUCCGCACGACCAAGAAGAAGAUCACCGAGGCGCACUCGGUCAUGCACCUCGACGAGCUGCGCAACCGCAAGCGCGCCCUGAGGCGCCUCGGGUUCGCGACCAACGACGACGUCGUCGAGCAGAAGGGCCGCGUCGCGUGCGAGAUCUCGAGCGGCGACGAGCUCCUCCUCACCGAGAUGGUCUUCGCCGGCCUCUUCAACGAGUUGACGCCGCAGCAGUGCGCCGCCCUGUUGAGCUGCUUCGUCUUUGACGAGAAGUCCGAGCAGACGUCCAAGCUCAAGGAGGAGCUCGCCGGCCCGUUGCGCGUCAUGCAGGAGGCGGCACGGCGCAUCGCCAAGAUCUCGAUCGAGAGCAAGAUGCCCGUCGUCGAGGACGAGUACGUCGCGAGCUUCAAGCCCGAGUUGAUGGACGCCGUCUACUCGUGGUGCAACGGCGCCAAGUUCUCCGACAUCUGCAAGAUGACGGACGUCUUUGAAGGUUCGCUCAUCCGCGUCUUCCGCCGCCUGCAAGAGCUCAUCCGACAAAUGUCGAUGGCCGCCAAGGCCAUCGGCUCCGAGGAGCUCGAGGAGAAGUUCAACGCCUCGCUCGCGUGCCUCGAGCGACCCAGCUCGGUCGCCUUCGCCGCGUCCCUGUACCUCUGAUUCCCUUGGAGCCCUCGGCAGUCUAUCUUUUGCUCUGUUGCACGCAAUCGUACAUCGUUCAUCGCCCAGUC
Rhodotorula graminis WP1 is the source of this 3386-nucleotide messenger RNA. RefSeq lists its product as uncharacterized. The transcript is spliced from 10 exons. Bases 1 to 3315 code for a protein of 1104 amino acids. The record is from RefSeq and is a predicted model, not a curated record. Gene Ontology annotation, biological process: maturation of 5.8S rRNA; RNA catabolic process. Gene Ontology annotation, molecular function: ATP binding; RNA binding; RNA helicase activity. Gene Ontology annotation, cellular component: nucleus. Lineage: Eukaryota; Fungi; Basidiomycota; Microbotryomycetes; Sporidiobolales; Sporidiobolaceae.